GAUCGGCAAAGCCAACUUCCAAAAAUCAUUGUGUAUGUGUGUAGUAUUGUAGUUAUUUAGUUUAGGCUCUGUAAGCUGCAAGUGAACAAAAGUUACAGUUGUUAAUGUUUGGUUCCUGCUUCUUAUUGUUUUAAUUCUGCAUCACUACAUGUUUGAACAAGUAUGACAGGAAUGGAUGAUGAUAAUAACGAUCUCCUAAAUAAAAUGCCAUGCUGGUAUUUUGAGAGGAGAGAGAUAAAAAAUUCUCCAUCUUUUAGAGAUGGUAUUGACACAGCAACAGAGAACAGAUAUCGGAGAGAGGGUGCACGAUUCAUUAUUGAUGCUGGUACAAAAAUGGGGCUCCGUUAUGAUACAUGUGCCACUGGAGUUGUGUAUUUCCAUAGAUUCUACAUGUUUCAUUCCUUCAAAGAAUUUUUUCGUUAUGUGACUGCAGCUUGUUGUUUGUUUUUGGCUGGUAAAGUUGAAGAGACUCCCAAAAAAUGCAAGGACAUCAUAAAAAUAGCUCAGGCUCUGCUAUCUCCAGCAUCCUUCAACAGAUUUGGAGAAGAUCCAAGAGAGGAAGUGAUUACAAUGGAGAGAAUUUUAUUGAAAACCAUCAAGUUUGAUUUACAAGUAGAUCAUCCUUACAGUUGCAUGCUGAAGUUUGCAAAGCUCUUUAAAGAUUCAGUUACUUUGAGACAACCUCUGUCAGGAUACAAGACAGAAUCAGGAGUUCACUCACGUGAUAAGGAAAAGACACAGAAGAUGGCACAGAUGGCUUGGACAUUUAUUAAUGAUAGCCUGUGUACAACCCUGUGCCUCCAGUGGGAGCCUGAGAUUGUAGCUGUUUCUUUGAUGUACCUGGCAUCACGGCUGACCAAGUUUGAGCCCACUGACUGGUCAAGUAGGUCCAGCAGCAGGGCCAAGUGGUGGGAGGACUUUAUUGAAGGGAUGUCAAUGGAAUUGAUGGAAGAUAUUUGUCACCAAGUGCUGGAUCUGUACUCAUCAAAACAGAAGAAAAUUGAGGCUGACUCCCCACCCCAGAGUCCUGCUAAAGGUGGCAAAGUACAGUCUUCACCACCCCCUCCUCCCCCUGACAGAACACCUGGGAAACGAAGUAGAGAGGAUACACCAUCUGAGUCAGAGCCUGCUGCCAAGUCAGUUAAGAUGGAGAAAGAUGUGAAGCCAGCAACUUCAACACAAAGUAGUUCAUCAAAUAUGACAGGUGCACCAAUACCAGUGGCUCAGCAUAUUACUCCAUCUGGCAACCAUUCAAGCUACAACUCAGGUGAACAGAGUGGCAUCGAGUUCUCUUCCUACAACCCAUACAUUUCAUCCCAGAUGUACACCUCAUCCUUCAUGUCCCAGGAGGGCUCCCAGAAUAUUCAGUCCAUUCUCGCGGGCAAUGCUCCCCCACCCCAGCCUGUGGCACCGUCUUACCCAGAGCACCACUCCCAUCACCCGCCACCUCCAGAUGCAUCCCAGUAUCCUCCUGUGCCACCAUCAGAUUUGUCCUAUGGCUACCCACCCCCGGCAUCCCAGUAUGUACCAUCCCCAUUACCACCCCCUCAUUCGUAUCCACCCCCACCAACAAGCGCACCACCGUAUGAUCCAUACUCUGUUCAGCCUUCCUCGUCUUAUCCCCCCUCGUACCCACCACCUCCGGUAAACCAGCCUCCCCCACAGCACCCUUACCCACCGCCUCCCCCACAGUCUUAUGGUAAUUACUACCCACCUGUCAACCAAUCCUCCGGUCAUGUUCCUCCAGCCCCACCCCCACAGCAUGGCCCACCUCCCAGAAUGCCAAACUAUCCCCAGCCACCCUACCAGCCUCCCCCUCAGCACCAUUCUGGGCCCCAGAACUAUGGACAACCACCCCGUCACCGUGGUAACUACCACAACAAACAUGGCAAACACAAUCAGUCGCAGCGCAAAGAUAUUCCUGCACUUACUGAAAUCAAAAUUAGUGGUCGUCCUGAUUGGUCACAUCCUAAGUAAAGACUGCGUUAGUUAAUGGACAUAUUUUUAACGGUCUAAUUUACAAAUCAAGACAACUUUUAGUCAAGAUUCAUAACAUUUUCUCUGUUGUCAAACGUCUGCAGUGAUGCACUUGUUUUUGUAUACUAGACUGAAAUUGUCUGAAGCAGUCUAAGAUGUUGAAUGUUGAUACACAAGUUGUACAUAUGAAAGUUGCUGUCAUACAAAAAUGUUUUUGAUUCACU
Physella acuta is the source of this 2201-nucleotide messenger RNA. Its product is annotated as cyclin-K. The record is from RefSeq and is a predicted model, not a curated record. Gene Ontology annotation, molecular function: cyclin-dependent protein serine/threonine kinase regulator activity. Gene Ontology annotation, biological process: regulation of transcription by RNA polymerase II. NCBI's taxonomy places the organism in Eukaryota, Metazoa, Mollusca, Gastropoda, Physidae.